UGCUGCUCCUCCUUGUUCUUUAUCUUACUAUAUUCUGUGAUCGCAGUUCAAUUCGCUGAUCCUCCGAUUCCACUCGUCUUGAUUCUCGAACCUGAGCGCAUUUACUACGAAUCCGAACUUCAAUCUCCUCUAUGUCCUAGAGAACGAUGGCUGCGUCGGCAGAAACUAUCACCAUUCCGGAUCAGUCAAAUAAUAGCGACUGGACUGUUGUUUUGCCUCGUCGUGGCAAGCAGAGGAAGAAUUUGCCGAAGCUCAGAAAUCAAGAGGAGCAGCGGGCGUGGUCUCCCACUGAUCAGGCCAGCGAUACAGUCAGAGAAUCGAAAUUGUUGCAGAAGAUGCAAAUCUGUAUUGAGAAGGUUCAGAGCUCCCAAUUUUAUCAAACCCUUGUUGAUGAUCUCGGAACGAUGCCAGCAUUGGAAUUCUUGAAUAGGGUUUUGGCCUCGGAGCCAAAUAUGGGGAUGGUUAUCUACGGCAUAGGAAGCAUUGAGAAUUAUGAAAAUCCUCGAUUGCAGCUCAGUCUUGCAAUAUUGAUGAAAAGGAAAUUUGGUUGGAUUGGAAGUUUAGAGGUGUUCGAUCCAAUUCUUUCUGCGACCGAGUGUCGGGUAAUGGAGUCCUUUGGUUGUUCCGUUCUAUCAGAAAAUGAGCAAGGGCGGCGAUGUGCGCAGAAGCCAACACUGUUUUUCAUGCCCCACUGCGAGGUAAAUUUGUACAACAAUCUUUUACAGGAAAAUUGGACGGUGGAGCUGUUGAAUCAUGUUGUGCUGUUUGGAAAUAGCUUUGAGACCUAUGAGGAGUUCGUAUCAGAAUUCAAAGGCUCACAACUUGUUGAUUCGGCGAAGUACGUCUUGGCCACUAGAAAAUUCACAAGCGAGAUCAAGAUCAAGACACUUUCAGAUGAUUAUUUUGGUGCUUUCCAUAGUUCAAGUUGGCAAUUUUUCAGCCCUGUUUCACCAACAGAGCUGCAAUUCACAGAAUUUUAAGGACAUUAUCUAGUGAGUGGAACAACAGUCAGGUAAAUGCUGUACUGUUAUUAUUGGACAUGGAUUUUGUUCUUUUCCUGAUGAUCUGUUAUCUAAAAAUUUUGGUAAAUUCCAAAUAUAGCAAUGUUUAUCA
This is a messenger RNA of Momordica charantia (bitter melon), 1113 nucleotides long. RefSeq names its product sensitivity to red light reduced protein (SRR1) (gene SRR1). Gene Ontology annotation, cellular component: nucleus; cytoplasm. The record is from RefSeq and is a predicted model, not a curated record. Lineage: Eukaryota; Viridiplantae; Streptophyta; Magnoliopsida; Cucurbitales; Cucurbitaceae.